Molecule: messenger RNA, 1212 nt
Organism: Diplodia corticola
Lineage: Eukaryota; Fungi; Ascomycota; Dothideomycetes; Botryosphaeriales; Botryosphaeriaceae
Product: aspartate aminotransferase
Exons: 3
Coding region: 1-1212 (403 amino acids)
Biological process (GO): biosynthetic process
Molecular function (GO): catalytic activity; pyridoxal phosphate binding
Source: RefSeq, a predicted model, not a curated record
AUGGUGCACCUGGAGCCCUUUGGAGUUGAGGAGUGGAUGGACGCCCAUGAGAACUCCGCCAAGUACAAUCUCGCCGAGACGUGUUGUGCAUCCAUCUCCAUCGAGCAAUUGCAAUCGCUUGCUGAGGAUCCUGCUGAGAAGUCCGCCGGUAUUCUGACAACGUCGGAAAAGCUCACCUAUGGCGAAAUCCGCGGCAGCGAGGCUCUUCGGAAGAACCUCUCAAGACUCUACUCAUCAAGGGCGACAACUCCCUUGCCCGAGGAUAAUAUUUUGAUAACUCCGGGUGCUAUCAUGGCCAACACCCUGGUCUUCUACGCCCUGAUUGGGCCAGGAGACCACGUCAUUGUCCACCAUCCAACGUAUCAGCAACUAUACGAGGUCCCGAAAAGCUUGGGCGCCGAAGUGGACCUCUGGGAAGCCAAAGCCGAAAACGACUGGAUACCGGAUCUGGAAGAAUUGAAGGCUUUGGUGCGGCCAAACACCAAACUCAUCGUAGUCAACAACCCCAACAACCCCACCGGCGCCAUCCUCCCCAAGUCCCUCCUCCAAAACCUCAUCGACUACGCCGAGACCAAAUCCCUCCCCAUCCUCAGCGACGAAGUCUACCGCCCCAUCUUCCACAGCGUCUCCCCCGUCGACGAGUCCUUCCCGCCCUCGAUCCUCUCCCUCGGCUACCCGCUCACCAUCGCCACCGGCUCCCUCUCCAAGGCCUACAGCCUCGCCGGGAUCCGCGUCGGGUGGGUCGCGGCGCGGGACGCGGGCGUCGUCGCCCGCCUCGCCGCCGCGCGGCACUACACGACCAUCAGCGUCAGCAGCCUGGACCAGCGGGUGGCGGCGCGCGCGCUGGGCGCCGCCACCGUGCACGCGCUGCUCGCGCGCAACAUCUCGCUCGCAAAGGCGAACCUCGAGCUGCUCGACCGCUUCGUCGUCAAGCACGACGACGUCGUCGAGUGGGUGCGGCCCAAGGCGGGCACGACGGCGUUUCUGCGCUUCCAUCGCGACGGCGCGGCGGUGGAUGCGGGGCAGUUUUGCCGGACGCUGUUGGCGGAGACGGGCGUGCUGUUUGUGCCGGGCCCGGAGAGCUUUGGGGAGAGGUUUGCGGGGUAUGUGAGGGUUGGGUUUUGCUGCGAGACGGAGGUGUUGAAGGAGGGGUUGGAGAAGGUGAGGGUGUGGAUGAAGAAGAAUUAUGAUGAUGUGCCGUUGGUGGCGUAG